UGUAUUUCGAUAGGUAAAACACCAUUGGCCUAAUGCGUUUGACGUCAGUGGGUUGAACUUCCGGGUAAGAGUAAUGUUGACGCAAUCCGCUGAAAGUUGAAGAGUGAAGCAGCGGCUUUAAUUAUUCUCUCUCAGACGGUUUGAUGAGACGGAUCAGUUGAGGUCAUCGAGGUGAAUGCAGAAUGGCCAGUGCAGCGGCCAAUGAGAGUUCAGCAGCAGCAGCAGCAGCAGCGAAUGGACAGACGGCAGGAGAGAACGGCAGUGGCGGCGGCGGCGGCAGCACUCAGGACAGCACGUUUGAGUGUAACAUCUGUCUGGACACAUCUAAAGACGCCGUCAUCAGUCUGUGUGGUCAUCUCUUCUGCUGGCCAUGUUUGCAUCAAUGGUUAGAAACCAGGCCGAACAGACAGGUGUGUCCCGUGUGUAAAGCAGGCAUCAGCCGAGACAAAGUGAUCCCGCUGUACGGCAGAGGCAGCACAGGUCAACAGGACCCCAGAGAGCGAACUCCUCCACGACCACAAGGACAGCGGCCGGAACCGGAGAACCGUGGCGGAUUUCAAGGCUUCGGCUUCGGAGAUGGAGGCUUCCAGAUGUCUUUCGGUAUUGGCGCUUUUCCGUUCGGGAUCUUUGCCACGGCAUUCAAUAUCAAUGACGGAAGACCACCUCCAGCGGCUCCAGGAACCCCUCAGCACACGGACGAGCAGUUUCUGUCCCGCCUCUUCCUGUUUGUGGCGCUGCUCAUCAUGUUUUGGCUGCUUAUCGCUUGAAGAAGGAUGACGGGACACGAUAAUCAUUCUUCCUAAAGAUCCACUCACUAAAAUCCCAGCAGUGCCGUCAGGUUCAGUAGUGCAGGCGUGUUUCUCCUGAUGGGAUUUUGAAAGGAAACUGGUUAACCCGUCUGGGGUCUUUUUCUGUGAAAGAGAUGGUGACUGCAUGUCUGUGAUACUGUCACAUGUGAUUGACUCUCCUGAUAAUGUUUGCUUUUCUUCCUAGAUUUUAAAUAAACUCCAGAGUCUUUAUUUCUCUUGGGAUCAGAUGGUUUAUUGGAUUCUUCUACAGUUACGGUGCCAAAUGAUGUCACUGGUGUUAAUAAAGCAAGUCUUGAUCAGAUUUGGAGAAAUCCUGUGAAUGCAUUAAUGUACUUCUGAACAAUAACCUCGAAGACUUUACAUUAACAUACAAUAAAGCAUACUUUUUUCCAUUCAAAUAAAAAGGUUUUAAAAGAUAGAGGCUUAACAUAAUUUAGAACUUUGUGAUAGCACAUGACAAUUUAUUCAUAUAAAAUCUAAAUGUUUAUAAUGUAAACUUUUGGAAACAUUUUGGGUGCAAAAUAUCGCUUGCCAUGUGGAAGGCGUAAGCACAUGUUGACUGUCAAGAUGGUGAUUAAAAUUAAUUUUAAACAUG
Messenger RNA from Megalobrama amblycephala (Wuchang bream), 1404 nucleotides. RefSeq names its product ring finger protein 185 (gene rnf185). Gene Ontology annotation, biological process: ubiquitin-dependent protein catabolic process. Gene Ontology annotation, cellular component: endoplasmic reticulum. The record is from RefSeq and is a predicted model, not a curated record. Gene Ontology annotation, molecular function: metal ion binding; ubiquitin-like protein conjugating enzyme binding; ubiquitin protein ligase activity. Lineage: Eukaryota; Metazoa; Chordata; Actinopteri; Cypriniformes; Xenocyprididae. Bases 183 to 767 code for a protein of 194 amino acids. The transcript has 7 exons.